Lathyrus oleraceus (garden pea) is the source of this 2282-nucleotide messenger RNA. RefSeq names its product metal transporter Nramp5. The coding region runs from base 186 to 1823 and encodes 545 amino acids. Gene Ontology annotation, biological process: manganese ion transport; iron ion transmembrane transport. NCBI's taxonomy places the organism in Eukaryota, Viridiplantae, Streptophyta, Magnoliopsida, Fabales, Fabaceae. The record is from RefSeq and is a predicted model, not a curated record. Gene Ontology annotation, molecular function: cadmium ion transmembrane transporter activity; manganese ion transmembrane transporter activity. Gene Ontology annotation, cellular component: plasma membrane. The transcript is spliced from 13 exons.
GUCCAAAUGCCAAAUGAAUUUAACUAACAAUCUUAUACAAUUAACUGGUCUUCACUAUUAAAAAAUUAAUAAAUCUUAAGUAUAUAUAAUACAUAUACUAUAGUUAAUAACCAACUCAUUCAUUCAUCAAACACAUAGUGAUCAAAAGCCACAUAAAAACUAAGAUAGAACAUAACAAAACAACCAUGAUGCUGCAGCAGCAACAACAACAAGUGAGUAAUGGUAACAACAAUCGCAUAGUUGCCGUAAAUGUAACACCUUCUGGCACACCAUCUCCUAACCAUGACUCUUCGAAGCUCGAUCAGACACCAGGAUGGAAAAAGUUCUUUACAUAUGUUGGUCCUGGUUUUCUUGUCUCUUUGGCCUACCUUGAUCCUGGAAAUAUGGAAACUGAUUUGCAAGCUGGAGCUAACCAUGGUUAUGAGCUGUUGUGGAUUAUACUUAUUGGACUCAUAUUUGCACUUAUCAUUCAAUCAUUGGCUGCAAAUCUUGGAGUAUGCACCGGAAAACACCUUUCAGAAGUCUGUAAGGCUGAAUAUCCAUUAUUUGUUAAGUAUUGUUUAUGGAUAUUAGCAGAACUUGCUGUCAUAGCUGCAGACAUACCUGAAGUGAUUGGGACAGCAUUUGCUCUUAACAUACUAUUUCACAUUCCUGUAUGGGGAGGAGUUCUGUUGACUGGAUGCAGCACUCUCUUGUUUUUAGGCCUACAAAGAUUUGGAGUAAGAAAGUUAGAACUGCUGAUAUCAAUCUUAGUUUUUGUAAUGGCGGCAUGUUUCUUCGGAGAAAUGAGCUAUGUAAAACCUCCGGCUGCUGGUGUAGUCGAAGGAAUGUUCGUCCCUAAACUCAAUGGAAAUGGCGCCGUAGCCGAUGCUAUCGCCCUUUUGGGUGCCCUUAUCAUGCCGCACAAUCUUUUUCUCCACUCUGCUCUAGUGUUAUCUAGAAAAAUACCUGGUUCUAAGCGCGGCAUCAAUGAUGCAUGUAGAUACUUUCUCAUUGAGAGUGGUUUCGCUUUAUUUGUCGCAUUUCUAAUCAAUGUUGCAAUGAUUUCUGUGUCUGGCACUGUUUGUACUGCCAAAGACAUUUCUGCUGAAAAUGUUGAACGCUGCAGUGAUCUUACUCUUAACUCUGCUUCUUUUCUUCUCAAGAAUGUAUUGGGACGCUCAAGCUCGAUAAUUUACGCCAUAGCAUUGUUAGCUUCUGGACAGAGUUCUGCCAUUACUGGAACAUAUGCAGGCCAAUUUAUCAUGCAGGGUUUUUUGGACUUAAAGAUGAAAAAAUGGGUUAGGAACUUGUUGACUAGGAUUGUUGCCAUAGCACCUAGUCUUGUUGUCUCUAUCAUUGGUGGUUCUUCCGGAGCUGGAAGACUUAUCAUCAUCGCAUCGAUGAUUCUUUCUUUUGAACUUCCAUUUGCUUUGAUUCCACUGCUUAAGUUUAGCAGCAGCAGUACCAAGAUGGGACCUCACAAGAAUUCAAUGAUUAUCAUUGUCAUCUCAUGGAUAUUAGGUUUGGGAAUCAUUGGUAUCAAUGUGUACUACCUCAUUACUGCUUUUGUGGGCUGGAUAAUUCAUAGCAGUCUACCAAAAGUGGCAAAUGUUUUCAUUGGGAUCAUAGUGUUUCCUCUAAUGGCACUAUAUAUUGUCUCAGUUAUCUAUCUAACCUUUAGAAAAGACACUGUUAAAACAUUUGUUGAGGUUAAGGAUGACCCAACAAUGCAAACCCAUAUGGAAAAAGGAUUCGUAAACGAUGGUCAAUUAGAGUUGAGUAAUGCUCCUUAUAGAGAAGAUUUAGUUGAUAUUCCACUGCCAGAGGGACCUAGAUUAUGAGUAAAAAGCAGCACCAACUUCACAUUGCUUUCAAGUCAUUUUAGUGAGCAAUGAGAAUAUGAAGAUGGCUAAUUCUCAAAAGUAUUGUGUGCUAGAUUAAAAAUUUGUCAUGUUACUAUAUUAUUGCAUAAGUUUAAAAGAAAGCUAGAUUGGUUCAAGUCCGUAGUCAAAUGGUGUUCAAAUUUCUGAAAUAAUCAACCCCUCGAAGCAUAGAAAGCUGUCCAUGUUUCUGUUGACGUCAAAGGCACAAGUAAAAAGAAGAUCUUAUCGACCAUUCUUCCUGAGAAUGUUUACUUUUGUUCAUUUUCUUCUGUUUUUUCUACCUUGUAAUCAGGAUGAUAAAAUGCAGGGUGUUGCAUUAACAAAAUUCCCAUGUCUCUCUUCACUUUCCGACUUUUAAAUUCAGCUCAUUGUUUAAAAUCAACAUUGAAUUCUAUAAAUUUCGGCAUACAUGUUUAA